Messenger RNA from Medicago truncatula (barrel medic), 1433 nucleotides. Its product is annotated as GDSL esterase/lipase At5g45960. The record is from RefSeq and is a predicted model, not a curated record. NCBI's taxonomy places the organism in Eukaryota, Viridiplantae, Streptophyta, Magnoliopsida, Fabales, Fabaceae. The transcript has 5 exons. Gene Ontology annotation, molecular function: hydrolase activity, acting on ester bonds. Bases 116 to 1228 code for a protein of 370 amino acids.
AUAUAAUCUUGUAUACUUGGCCUAUAACUACACUGCACAAGAGCUAGCAAUAUCAUCAUUUCAGUAUAACAAGUUCAAAGGUCUCAAUUGAACUUGUUUCAACCAAACCAACCAAAUGAAGAACUCUGAUAGAAACUUGUUACAUUCUUUUAUGCAAAUGAUUUUCAUUCUUUGUUUGUUAUGUUUCAUAACAAGAGUUGAAGCAUCAUUACACAAUAAAAUCCCUGGCUUUUAUGUGUUUGGAGAUUCCACAGUAGACCCUGGAAACAAUAACUACAUAAAAACACUUUUCAGAAGCAAUUUUCCACCAUAUGGCAAAGAUUUUUCAAACCAAGUUCCUACAGGAAGGUUCACCAAUGGAAAAUUAGCCACUGAUUACAUUGCUUCUUAUGUAGGGGUGAAAAAAGAGCUUCUGCCAGCUUAUUUGGACCCAAAAGCUAAUACCAAUAUUGAAGAGCUUAUGACAGGAGUUAGUUUUGCCUCUGCUGGUUCUGGUUUUGACCCUCUUACACCAGCUAUCAGUAGUGUAAUUCCAAUACCAAAGCAGUUGGAAUAUUUAAGAGAAUUAAAAAAUAAGCUGGAAAAUGUGAUUGGUAAGGAAAGAACUGAAAAUCAUAUAAAGAAGGCUGUGUUUUUCUGCAGUGCUGGUACAAAUGACUUUGCUCUUAAUUACUUCACUCUUCCAAUGAGAAGAAAGACCUAUACUCUCUUAGGCUACCAACAAUUCUUGAUCCAACAUGUCAAAGAAUUUUUACAGGGUUUGUUGGCAGAAGGUGCUCAAAAGAUUGUAAUAGCUGGAGUACCUCCAAUGGGAUGCCUACCAUUCAUGAUCACUUUGCAUUCCCCUAAUGCUUUUAUGCAACGUGAUUGUAUCGAUAAAUAUUCUUCUGCAGCUAGAGAUUACAAUCUACUCCUUCAAAAUGAAUUACAAAAAAUGCAAUUGCAACUCAAAUCAUCUAAUCCAAAUGUUAAGCUCUAUUACAUUGACAUAUAUGGACCCCUAGCCAAUAUGGUUCAAGCACAUAAAAAAUAUGGAUUUGAAGAUAUUAAUAGUGGCUGUUGUGGAAGUGGAUACAUUGAAGCAUCAGUUUUGUGCAAUAAGGUUUCAAAUGUGUGCCCUGACCCAUCUAAGUAUAUGUUUUGGGAUUCAAUUCAUCCUACAGAGAAGGCAUACCACAACCUCUUCUUGGCUUUCCAACCCACCAUUGAUUUCAUUGUCAACAACUAGAAUAAUGAAUGAGUUCCUUCAUAUAUACUCUUUCCAUCCCAAAAUAUAAGCAAAAAUAAGUUAAUAUAAAUUGAUGUAUUUGGUACAAAUUUUGAACAAAAUGUAUUGACUUUUGCUGAUUAAUUUUUGGACGGAGGGAAUACAUAUUUGAUCUCUUUUUCUUCACAUCGGUUAUGACCUCUCAAAUGUAACACAUUUUUUCCUU